AAUUGAUCCAGUACACUAAAUCUGCCUGCUAUAAGACUAUCUCAGAUCUUCACUUCUCUGCAAGUAUAUGCACAAUACAAAUCUUUCCUCGCCCAGCAUUUGCGGAAACAGAGGUGUCGGACAGCCAUGGCGUCAAGGGGCUUGACGUUUUCCAUUGCGAUCGCGGUCGCGGUGGUGACCGUGAUGAUCUCCAUGGAGGCCACGACGGCGCAGAGGAACAACAACAACAAUGGCAGAGGGCGGGGAAACGGGCGAGGCAAGGGGUUUCUCGACCCAGCCUCCACCCACUACAUCGUCCUCGACCCGAGGAGCGCCACCGGCCAGGAGCGUUUCUUCUGCCUCGCUCGCGGCCGCUGCCACUACCAAAUCAUCGACUGCCCUGCCCAGUGCCCCCAGCGCAAGCCCCGCCGCAACCGCCGCGUCAAGGGCUGCUUCGCCGACUGCAGCAGCCGCUGCGAGACCACCUGCAGAAGACGACUUCCCAAUUGCAGGGGCUAUGGCUCUGUUUGCUACGACCCCCGGUUCGUGGGCGGUGACGGCCAAAUGUUCUACUUCCACGGCGCCAAGGGGGGCAACUUCUCGCUCGUCUCCGACGAGCAGUUCCAGAUCAACGCCCACUUCAUCGGGUGGCGGCCGGAGGGGCGCUCCCGCGACUUCACCUGGGUGCAGUCCCUCGCCGUCAUAUUCGACUCUCACGUGCUGGUCGUGGCCGCAAAGCCCGUCGCAAAGUGGGACGACCGCCUCGACGCGCUCGCCGUCCUCUGGGACGGCGAGGAGGUAGAUCUCCCUGCCGACGGAGACGCAGAGUGGCGCCGCGCGCUGCCGGAGUCGAAUGGAGAAGAAAUCGAUGAGAUUAUUGAAGUGGAUCAGCGGGAGGUUGUGGUGGAGAGGACGGCGGACAGGAAUAGCGCGAAGGUGACGGUCUCGGGGCUGGUGGAGAUGGACGUCAAGGUGGCGCCGAUAACGGCGGAGGAAGAUAGAGCACACAAUUACCGGCUGCCGCCGGGCGACGCGUUCGCGCACCUGGAAAUGCAGUUCCAAUUCAAGCGACUGACGGAGAAGGUGGAGGGGGUCUUGGGGCAGACGUACCGGCCGGGCUACGUGAGCCCGGUGAAGAAGGGGGUGGCGAUGCCAAUGAUGGGCGGCGAGGACAAGUACCAGCUUCCGUCCUUCCUCUCCACCACUUGCGCCAAGUGCAUUUACCGUCCCGCCGCCGGCGUCGUCGACGUGGCGCAAUACUGAUUUUAUUUAUACUAAUUUGGAGUAUGUAAUAACUAAUAAUCAGAAUGAGAUUUUUAAACAGUGUGAAAAAGUUGAAUAUUUAUGGCAUAUUUAUUGUUUCUCUUUUA
Zingiber officinale is the source of this 1349-nucleotide messenger RNA. RefSeq lists its product as uncharacterized. Lineage: Eukaryota; Viridiplantae; Streptophyta; Magnoliopsida; Zingiberales; Zingiberaceae. The record is from RefSeq and is a predicted model, not a curated record. The transcript has 2 exons. The coding region runs from base 127 to 1242 and encodes 371 amino acids.